AUGGACUGCGGACAUCUGAGCUUGGACAGUUCACAAAGACAUGUGCCAGGCAGCUCUAUACUGGGUGAGGCCCAAGUUUCCUUGUGUGAUGCCUCCAUGAAGCGUGAAGCCAGUCACAUGGAAGACCAGCUGUCCAGAAAGGCUCAAAAGAAACGGCGGUCGAGUCUUUCUGCUCAUAGGCGAUCCAUAACGGGGGAUGUCAUCUCAGUAUUUCAGAUUGGAAGUCAGACGAGUUCAGAAAGUAGCAGUCAACGGAGCACUGCUUCUGAUGGUCAGACAUCACAGAGUGGUGCUGCAGACAUGACCAGCUUAUUGCCAAACCCAGUCAAUAUACACAUGGAGGAUAUUGUUGCCAAAAUGAGGGCACAGAUUGCAGUGCUACACAAGGAGUGUCAGCAGUGGACCAACCUCCUGCAGGACUAUCAGCAACAGGAGGAGUCUUCUCAACUACUUGCUGAGAGCUUGACCCUGCAAGUGUUGGACAUCCCCGAAGACGUGAAACAACUUGCUGUAUCUGACUAUGUUACAUCCAGCCCAGUAGACCUCCAGUCUGUGAAGAGCCGACUUGAAAGAUCGUUGCUACAGUACAGGUUUGAUAGGGAGGCCUGCGUCCAAGACCUGAAGCUGAUGCAGGAAACUGUGGAGACCAUACACAAGUCCAAUCAGUGGAUGAGUUCUUGUUUAUUAUACAUACCACCUCAUGGUAGAGACCAUACACAAGUCCAAUCAGUGGAUGAGUUCUUGUUUAUGUAA
Messenger RNA from Candidula unifasciata, 753 nucleotides. The record is from the annotation of a GenBank genome assembly. NCBI's taxonomy places the organism in Eukaryota, Metazoa, Mollusca, Gastropoda, Stylommatophora, Geomitridae.